UCCCCAGCUCUAAGCUUUACAAUAAUCAGCUGUUGGCGAAGUCACGAACUUAUCGCGAGACUACGUGAUAUCGCGAGAUGAGGUUCCUUCUGCUGCAGAUAUGCAAAGCUGCCUCUCGCGUGAGCCGGUGCGCGCUGCAGACGCGGUGAAAGCGGUCAAGCCCACAUCUCCAAACUGCAUCUGCCUGAUUUAGACUAGAUGAGAACACGAGACUGCAUAGGCUACUGUAUGCUCACGAGAGCGCGUACUUCUGCUAUUAUAGUUGUCAAACGAGUCCUCGCACGAAACAAGCUUGAUAUUUGCAGAUCAAAUGUUGAAGUGCUAAACUAAAGGGAAAUAUUUUGCACGAGGAUGAGAGUUUAGAGACGGCGUGUUUGUGAGAUCUCAGUGAUGGAGCAGGCAUCAGAGGAGGACAUGGAGAGCUCGUGGACUCUGCUUUCCUGGCUGGCCUCUUGCUUGAUGGUGUUUGGUGGUGCCGUGCCUUACAUCCCCCAGUACCAGGAGAUCCAGAGGACCAAUAAUGUUGAAGGAUUCUCCACAAGAGUCUGUCUGGUGCUGCUCAUUGCCAACAUACUGCGCAUUUUCUUCUGGGUAGGUAAGCAGUUUGAGAUGCCUUUGCUCCUGCAGAGUGUGGUAAUGAUUUUUACCAUGUUGGCAAUGCUGCAUUUAUGCUGUGCCAUUCAGUCCAGCAACCGUGUCACUACCAAACUACACCAUAUCACAGAUUUGGACUUCAGGUAUUUCUGGAGCUGGAGUUCAUUUGAAGACUAUCUAAUAUUCUGCUUCGCCUUCACAUUGCUGUGUGCAUUUAUAACAUUCUUCUUUUUGGACUGGGUUUUGUUUGUGGAGGCUCUGGGUUCUUUAGCUGUGAUGUUUGAAGCCAUGCUGGGCCUUCCUCAGCUCCUGCAGAACUACAACAACAGAUCCACUCGAGGCAUGAGUGUAAAGAUGGUGCUUUUAUGGACUGCUGGUGACAUCUUUAAGACAACGUACUUUGUGAUCAACGAAAGCCCUGUCCAGUUCGUGGUCUGUGGCGCAGUGCAGAUCAUGAUUGACAUUGCCAUUCUGCUCCAGGUGGGAUACUAUGGCCAGGACUCCAGAAUCAAACUGGGAUGAUGUUACAUUUAAACAAUCGUGAUGAUAUUCACCACUUUACAACAAGGACGUAUACAGUACAUUACUUGUGUACUACAAAACUAUGGACUGUUACUUUCAUUAGUGUUUUAAGUCUGACACCAUGACUCAAUUUAGAAUCUAUAUUUUUAUUAGAAGUUACAGUAUAUUAGCAGUGAGUUCAAUUUAAAAAUUAAUUGAGUCUUAAAUGACAAACAUGCACUUAAGCCGGGAUGAACUCAUAAUCCAAAUCACAUUAUCCCAACAUAAUUUGAGAACGCUGGAAAGAGCAUCGUCAUUUAUUGGAAAUGAGAAAAUCUGACCUUUUGUACUUGCUUAGUAACUGGGAAAUAGUGCAGAUAUGACAAUCACUCCCGAGUUUAAGGUUUUAGUUCGUAGUUUUAAAGAAAAAGUUAAAAAAAAUUUGAGAGCUGCUAGUUUUCAGUGCAAUUAAACUACUGGGAACCUAUGUGUGCCAAUGUGCCGAUCGCAUCUGCCAUAACCUAGAUUCAAUCUGAUAGCUUGUUUAUCAACAAUUUGGGGAUCUUUCUCAUUUAAAAGCACUAACACACUGUUACUUACAAGUAGGCUGUAUUUUAAACUGUCAGACUUUUAAAUCCAAUUAAGCCUUUGAGUCAAGACCAUUUGCUGAUGUAUGAUUUUAAUUACCUGAAUAUUUUACAGGAAAGGCAUGAAGGGUAUGCCAUAAAUGUAUAAUGUAAAACUGAUAUAUUAAGCUUGAUUCCAGUGCUAACAUAAAAAAACUGAUUAGUUGUGUUUUAUAAUUUACAUAGAUCAAUAGUGCCCUAUCAGAAAGUAAUUUUACGAGAAGAUUGUUCAAUCGCCUUAAGGUAGCAGCCAGUGCCCGAACAAGACUUUUAUAAAUGGGGUGGUCCAGGCUACUUUAUGUGUUUAUGUGUUACCCUGUAACAAAAAAGCAUGAAUGAAUCUCAUGAUUUCUGAUUACUUUACAUUACCCCACAUUAGAUUAAUAUUCCUGCAUGCAUUAUUACUAGCACAGAUGGGUGAUUCUCACGAAAUCCAGAUUUUAGAUGAUGUCCAACAUCAGAAUUUUUAAAAGCCCUUGAAGCCAUUUUUUUUUUUUGAACAUAUAAGAUUAAGGUCGAACUUACUAUAACCAUUAUUUUUAGAGGAUUUAGAAAAUAUUUCCUAUCGAAUUAUUUACCUUUUUUAGGUAAUCAUUAUCAAAAAUUAUCAUUACCGCAACAUGAUAUUACAUUAAAUAUAUGCAUUUACAAACUCGUGUUUCGGUAAUGAGAACUCAAAAGUUGUCUAGGUACUAUUUCAAAACAAAAUUUUAACUUUUAUAUGGAGAGAAAAAAUAAGAACUGCUUACCUGGUAGCCAUCUUGAGUGUCACAGUCAAUUAUGUCCCUUCCAACAUUUUUUUUUUCAAAUGUUAGUUCAUUAAGGGCUUAAACAAUGAUUGAAAAUUGUUGUGGAGGAUGAGAAAAUUAGUCUUGGACACAUUGAUAUUCCUUAUUAUUGUCUCUACAUUUACCAAUGAUCACCAAACACCACUUGUUUUUUUACUGUAAAUGUUUAUAGUAUAACAUGCACUGAAGCUUUUUAUUUUUUAGAUUUUUUAAUUAUAAAUAUUUCCAUGUCAAAGAACCCAAAUCCAUGGACACGUUGCGGUAAUGAAAAUGUUCCCCUUAAAUGUGGAAAAAACAACAAAAUUGGUUUGUAUGAUGUCAUUUGAAAUCGUGUGCAAAAUAGUACAUGAAGAGAUGUUUGUAACUGGAUGCUUCUUAUUUUUGAUACCCUUACUUUGCAUUAACUUUUUUAUCAAAAUGUUUCAUGACACCUCAUAAGUCUAAUUUCGCGAGAAUCACCCAGAUGUAAACAUAAUGUAAGGCUGAACUUAAAACUAACUUAUAUUUUCACAUCACAUCUGAUUUACUGUUAAUAAAGUAAAAGACCUCACUUUAACUGCCGUAACUUUCGUAAAAAUUCAGGAAAUCUAAACUGCAAACCUUAAACUUACUUCAAAUAGCAGAUCUAAACAAAGGAUUUUUGGCAAAAGGGUCAUUUAUUUAAAUAUUGAUUCAUCUCAAAGUUAUAGAAGUUAGUCUCUUCUUCUUUUUGUUAUUUAUAAUAAACUUUAAUGACAGAGACCUCAACAGGUAGGCUAGCCUACUGUUUUUUGGACAUAAGUAAAAUGUUUACAUUCAUUUAAGACAUACAGAAACCAAUUACUCACUAAGACAGCUAUUUUGAAAUAUGAGUAUUUGUCCGUUUAAGCCAAAAAAGACGCGAAUAUGAACUAAUUUUAAGCUCUGUGCACGCCCCGCCUGUGGGUGUGAAACGCGAUGCACGUCGCUUUUUCAAGUUCAAGGCUCCAGUGCAGUCCAACACAGUGAAUUUAAUAAUCAGUAGAAAGAUCACUUCACUAAUUUUUGUAAAAAUAAAAUAAAAGCUAGUCUAGGCUAUAUAAUAAAAUAUAAUAUAAGCAUAAACUUGAUUCAGUCCACAGAAUGACAAAUACUAGAUGUGAGAUGUGAAGGGGGGUCCAGUGCCACAUCGGACACCCCUCUGGGUCCGCCAAUGGUAACCCAAAUGCAAUGCAAUCUUACAAAUGGAGUGUUAUUUUUAUCCAACCUAUAAACUCACAGGAAACGUAUCUGUUUUGCAUGGUGGCAAUUUCUAGAACUGUUAGAUUAUCUUUAAAAAGCACGGAUGAAACUCCGCCCAUAGCCUUACUGUCAAUGCAUGGGCGAAAGCAGAGCAUACUAAAACGCACAAAUGAGAUUCAAACAAAUUAGACACUUUGUAAGGUAACCACAUAUUGCCAUGAGAUUGUGUCGUUUUAUAUAAAUAUAUAUCCAAAUAUAUCCAAGGUAUUGUGGAAAAUUUCAUUGGAAACAUCAUAUCGACACCUAUAAAGCCUAUGUUGUCCAUGACUAGUCCUAAACUGUUCAAAUAUUUAUCCAUUUACAUCACACCAAGAUAAAGGGCAGUCUAUCCACAAAUAUUUGGACUGUUUUCAUAUGAAAGGUAAUGAAGCUGGUGAUAAAGGUAGCUUGAAUGAUGGUGUAAUUCAUCAGUUCUGAUAAAUUCUCAUCAUAGAAUAGAUCCACUCCAUUAAGUUACUAUUCGCACAUGCACUAUACACUCUCAGAAAUAAAGGUACAUAAGUUGUCACUGGGACAGUGCCCUUUCAAAAAGGUACACUUUUGUACCCAAAGAGUUCAUAUUAGUACUUCAAAAGUACAUAUUGGUAGUACAAACAAUAAAUGGUACAUAUUAGGACCUUUUAAAAGGGUACUGCCCCAGUGACCGCUUUUGUACCUUUAUUUUUGACUGUUUGUAAUGUUUGUCGCUGCAAAGAAUAAGUCACUGUAGCUUUAAAUGCUUGUAAAAUGCCAAGCUACUCAGGGCGAUACAAAUGUGGCCUUUAAAAACCGGUUUUAGAUUCCAUCUUGGUCUAUGUUUGCCUUCUCUCUUUACCUUUUUGCUGGUGACUGCUUUAGCAUUUCUCUGGUUAUUAUGGAUGUCUUCAAAGCUAUAUAGUCUAUUAGCUGUGUGUUAUCUGCAUAGGCAUUUUAUUAGCUUUAGUUCUUAUUUUGACAGGGAUUUUAUACCAUUGUAUAUAAGGUAAAUCUUUGUUCUGCCAGGAAAUACAUCUGGCCACAGCAAAGAUUAAAACUACCAACAUAUUUUUUCACUGAAAAAACUAUGUACUGUAAGCCCUAUAUGUAUGGCCUUUAAAACACAAAAAAUAUUGAACUGUUUCACCUCAGAUGAUGUACUACAACUCAGGAGAUGACUUUGGGUAUUAGUUGUUUCUUUUAAAUAUCCAAUUCGUGUCUUUGGUGUCACUCUGAAAAUGCAUAUGCAUUUAUAUAUAUAUAUAUAUAUAUAUAUAUAUAUAUAUAUAUAUAUAUAUAUAUAUAUAUAUAUAUAUAUAUAUAUAUAUAUAGUAUUACAGAGCUAUAGAAUGAAUAGCAUGGUAUGGUAGCUUGACAAAUAUGAGCACAAUUUUAGACACCUUCUUAUAAACCUUAUAGAAUAAGCUCAAGGAUUCUUAAGCAAAAGUUCAGAUGUACUUAUUUACUUGUCAUUGUUUGUAAGAAACAUUUCAUUGCUUUUCUUUGGGACAAUUUAUUGCACUUGUACCCGUCUUAGACUUUCUUAAACCUUGGUCAAAUCUGUUAUCCUACAGAAAACUGGCAAAAAUUACUGUUACCUAUAGGCAUUCAUGUUGAUGAUGUAUCUUUCUUUUGUAUGUGUUUGGCAAUUUUCAGUUUUGUUGCACAUGCCUGGUAAACAACUUUGCAGGCUCAGUAAUUCUUUUGUCUUGAUAAGGAAAUUGCACUGAUGAGCAAGAUAAAGGUCUAUUAUGUGUUUAAUGUUGUGUAAUAAUGACCGUUUAAUGUUGCCUUAAUGGUCUGAACGUUUUGUCAUUUAAAUCGUGUGAAAAAAAUUUGACAUCAAAACAAGCGUUAUUACAUUAUUGUGCACAUUUUUAAAGAUAUCAAUAUCAGCCCAAUAUGCAGCCUGUAUUUUGGGAUUGUGUACAUGCGUUUGCUAGUAUAUCAUAUGUCAUGUAUGCAAAAAAAAAAAAAUGAGAAAAUGUUACUGAAUGACAGAAUUUGUGUUUUAUUGUAAAAGUAAUCUCUGUACUCUGUGUCUUAAUGUUUUUGUUUUUUAUUUAUUACCAUUAUUAUAAAACAGGAACCUACACUGAAACAAGAUGAUAUUUCCUGCACAUAUUGCUUGUUCGAUACAUCAGACUUAAUAUUUACCCAAUCGUUUGGAUUUGCAAAGGUCCAGCAACAUAUUUCAUUUAUAUAACAUCUAUUGCAUGAUUGCACAUUUCAAAUUAAAUGUAAAUUGCUUGUGUGACCAGUGUAGUGGGGUGUAAAAUUGAAAACCAGUAUUCCAUCCAUUCAUGAUUUUGCACAUUGGGUGUAAGGCAGGUGUCAGUUUUGAAUAAUAAAGAGACUUUCAAUGAUCACAAAGUGUUAAACUGUGCCGUUCUGACCCACGGGCCUGAAUCUGAACUCGGUGGCUUUACAUACAUUGGGUUUCAGCAGUGGAAAGGUGUCAGUAUGAAAUAUUUAAGGCUGCAGGGAGAACCUAUGAGAGACUAAGCCUGCUUGGAUACCUGUAUCUCUCCAUUAAUCGAAAACAUUAAUGAUACAGUAUGGUACAGGAUGUCACAUGAAAGACUGCGGGGUCAUGGUGUCCCUGCUUGACCCUUAUGAUGGGGGCUAUUUGGGUGAGCGGUAAAGCAGCCUGAUGCAGGAACAGGGAAAGAGGGAUUAUCGCAUUUGCUCACAUUUAUCUCCUAUUUCCAUUAAAAUGAUGAAAGCCGUUGAUU
Paramisgurnus dabryanus is the source of this 6459-nucleotide messenger RNA. Lineage: Eukaryota; Metazoa; Chordata; Actinopteri; Cypriniformes; Cobitidae. The record is from RefSeq and is a predicted model, not a curated record.